AUGACAAAUUCAAUUCAGCUGAAUAUUUCCAAUGGAACAAUACUGUUUGAUCACAAAUUACAACUUGUUGAACAGAUUGUUCUAGGAAGUAUGUUCGUAUCGGCGUUAAUCGGCAAUUUUAUCGUCUUAUUUAUCAUGUUAAAUAAAAAACAUCGACAUAUCACACGGAUGGCAUUCUUUAUUCUACAUUUAACUAUUGCUGAUCUUUUGGUAGCAUUUUUCAGCGUUCUACCAAUGUUCAUCUGGAAAUCAACGACGACAUUCCUUGGGGGCGAUUUCCUGUGUCGAAUUGUUUCGUUUCUUAUGUUAACAGUUUCCUACAUCUCAGUUUAUACACUUAUUGCUAUGGCUUAUGAUCGUUAUCAAGCAAUCGUUCAUCCCUUGUCCAGUUAUACAUGGUCGAAUCGAUCCGGAACGAUACACAUGAUUGGCGUUUGGUGCUUAAGUCUGCUUAUUGCAUCGCCUCAAAUAUUCAUAUUUCGAAUUGCUUAUCAUGAAGCGUAUCAAACAGAAACAUGUGUGGCUGGGUUUUCCACUUCCGAUCGUACGUGGGAAUUGAUUUACAUCGCGUGGACAAUUCUUAUGCAGUUUAUUCUGCCCAUUGGCAUCUUAAUAUUUUGUUACAGUUCUAUUUAUAUCAUAGUGAACAGAAAUCUUCUGAUGUAUUGUCCAAAUGAAGCAGUAAAACAUUCGUCGAAUUUUUUGACUUUGCCUACAAAACAAAUCAUCGGUGGCCGUAUUCAUAUUCAAUAUCCUCUUCAGUGUCCAGAUAUGACACUGUUAAAAACAGUAUCGAAUCCAGAUGUACGUAAAGGAGUGUAUCCAGCAGUGCAUUAUUUCCGACGUGCAUCGGUUACUGUGGUGACAAUGUCGAGCACAAAUAGUAUUGAUAGACAAACGUUUCAACAGCGUCAUGGUGCUAAUGAUUUUCUUUUACGGGCACGAUUGAAAACAAUUAAAUUAACGUUUAUUGUUGUUGUUACAUAUAUACUCUGUUCAACGCCAUUCUAUAUCGGAUCGAUUAUAAUGACUUUACAUGAGAAAUUUAUAACUCAGAAAACAAUGAAUUGGUUAAUGACAAUAUUUAGCCUUUUAUUCAAUUUGAAUAGUUGUUCAAAUCCAAUUAUAUGUCUCACACUGAGUAGAUCUCUUCUUCGAUGUGAAAAGAAAUGUUCUCAACGAGCGGCAUCACCCUCGAGAUAUCGCAUAAAUACUUACAAUAAAAAAGGAAAUUCGAACAUUUUCAUCCCACUGUAA
Adineta ricciae is the source of this 1257-nucleotide messenger RNA. Lineage: Eukaryota; Metazoa; Rotifera; Eurotatoria; Adinetida; Adinetidae. The record is from the annotation of a GenBank genome assembly.